UUUUUCAACUGCUUCUGCUUUGUUUUAAAUGAGCUGCAUCUUUCUUCUUUAAAGCCAUAUCUUUCUUUUUUGACAUAGCUUUCUAUUUUUUUUAACUCAGCUUCAUGCUUUUACAUCAGCCGCUGCUGAGUCCACUUGGUUUAGUUUUUACCUAGCCCUCAAGUCGCGUCUAAUUGGGUCCUUGGCAGGAUAAAUAGUAAAAAAAUCAAAUGGGUCCUUAGCAUCGGCAUUACCAAAAUUCUUAGCCAAAUUCUUAUUCAAAUCAGUGGUUUUGAUUUUUCUGACCUUUGAGUUGCCUCUUCUUUCUUUCGAUUACGGUUUACUAACGUGGAACAGUUAUUAGUGACGUGGAUUAGUUAAUCAGUUUUUAAUUAUAAAUAAUCUCAAUUAGAAAAAUUUAAUCAAUGAUGUUUAUUGUAAUUUUUUAGGGUCUAGGAAUUAUUUGAGUAUUUUCUUUUUAAAAUGUAUGUUAUGAGAGUCAUUUAAUAACUUUUAUGCUAUUUAAGUAAAUUUCUCUUAAAGUAUCUUAGAGUUUGAAAAGGUUUAUUAGAAAUGCAAAAUUUCCUAUGGUGUAAUUAUAAAUUUGAAAAGUGUUCUAAAAUAAAUAUUCUGAAAUAAAAAUUGUGGAGAAAGACUACAUCAUCGGACAACAGUGCAAGUACAGCACCAACUCUGCCAAAAGCCAAAUAAAGACUUAAACAUUGUCAAUUACAGAAAGAUAUAUUGCUAAAUUCACAAAGUACCACUCCGAGAAACAAAAGCAUCUCUCAAAUAUCCACGUGUUCAUCAUCUAUUGCUUGCUUCAAUACCACUUUGUUUCAUCGCCCCAUGAUUCGUGGGUUUAUAUCUGAGCGUCCGAGGAUAUUUUAAGCUCACGCGCUCCUGUCUACAUUUGACUCUACUCGCUCUUCACAUGCUUGCCAGAAUCUUCGCCUCGCGAUCUUAACAAGUUACGAGGUCAAAGAUUUAUGACCCAAUCAGACUUGCCAGUAUAAAAGCGAGUACGAAGGGUUUUUAUACUCGCGCCAUAGAGACUUUACGAAACUGCUGAUUGUAAUAAUACCAGCAGUGGUUUUAUCCUCAAUCCGCUCUCUUGCCAUAUACACAGAGAAAACUCAGAAGGCAUAUUUAUUGAAGAAAAAAAAACAAAGAAGCUUCUCGUCUUCCUCUGCCUUCUUUCCUUAUAUUGGAAAAAACCCUAAUCAAAUGGGGAGAGGGAAAAUAAUAAUAAGAAGGAUCGAUAAUUCGACAAGUCGACAAGUGACUUUCUCCAAGAGAAGAAGUGGGUUGCUUAAGAAGGCUAAAGAGUUAUCAAUUCUUUGUGAUGCUGAAGUUGGUGUUAUUAUUUUCUCUAGCACGGGCAAGCUCUACGACUUCGCAAGCAAUUCAAGUAUGAAAAGUAUCAUUGGGCGGUACAACAAGGUAAAAGAGGAGCAGCAUCAACUACUGAAUCAUGCCUCAGAGAUAAAGUUUUGGCAAAGAGAGGUUGCGACUUUGCAGCAACAGCUCCAUUAUCUACAACAAUGCCACAGGAAACUUAUAGGAGAAGAACUUUCUGGAAUGAAUGCUAAUGAUCUACAAAACCUUGAAGACCAGCUAGAAAAAAGUCUAAAAGGUGUUCGUCUAAAAAAGGACCAACUUUUGACGGAUCAAAUCAGAGAACUCAACCUUAAGGGACAAAUUAUCCAAAAGGAGAACCAAGAGCUACAUAGUAUGGUAGAUAUCAUGCGUAACGAAAAUAUUAAACUGCAAAAGAAGGUUCAUGGAAAUCCAAAUGCUACUGAAGGCAAUUCAAGCGUAGAUCGAGCAACCAAUCUAAAGGAAACAUAUGCACCACCGCAACUUCAACUCAUACAACUACAACCUCCUAGAGAAAAAUCAAUUAAACUGGGGCUACAACUUCUUUAGCAAAAAGUGUUGGACAACUAUCGAUCUACAAAUGAGGUCGUCUCUCCGGCGACUACUUCAUGAAGUUUGUAUAUGAUAUGCAUUGUUUUUCAAAUUACGUUUUAACCGAAAAUAUUUGAUGUACAACAUAAAAGAAUGAUGUGAUGUGAGUCCAAACACAACAUACAUUAUAAUUUCAUCUUUUUUAUUU
Molecule: messenger RNA, 2098 nt
Organism: Brassica napus (rape)
Lineage: Eukaryota; Viridiplantae; Streptophyta; Magnoliopsida; Brassicales; Brassicaceae
Product: MADS-box transcription factor ANR1
Exons: 9
Coding region: 1207-1908 (233 amino acids)
Biological process (GO): positive regulation of transcription by RNA polymerase II
Cellular component (GO): nucleus
Molecular function (GO): protein dimerization activity; RNA polymerase II cis-regulatory region sequence-specific DNA binding; DNA-binding transcription factor activity, RNA polymerase II-specific
Source: RefSeq, a predicted model, not a curated record